CAAAGUACGUGUACUUACCUCGCUAUGAAAUUAUGAGUCAAAGUGAAAGGAAAAAUGCUGAUUAGUCUUGCCACGGGUCUGGGAGUUUGCGCGCGAAUACCUGCAGGAAACCCAACGUUAUCAUGACGUCACAAUAUAUUUGAAACUCCGUUACCAGAAAAUUUACAAAAAAAUUAUAGGCUGACGUGAAAUAAAAGGACGAACCAAUGAUCAAAUAUGAAGGAUGAAUGUUAUAAACUUCGGCGUGAGAAAAGCAGCAUGGCAAGAUGAUCACCAACGUUCAGUCCAUAAUUUGGCGAGGAUCAAAGGAUCUGCAGGUGAAUUUUCUGAAAAUGUAAAUUUUGAAAAUUCUCGUAGAGAUGAAAAAAGGACCAGGACGAAAGAAUUGUAUGCAAAACUUAGAAAAUUCGUCUUUACCAAAAAAUACAGAGAUGUGAACUGGAAUCGAAUCGUAAUCAAUGUUGGUGGGACUAAAUUUUCCGUGUGUAAUGGAACGAUUAGGACUGUGUCUGGAACGAAACUCGCUAAUCUUAAUUUUAAAAGUGAAGAAUAUGAUCACAAGAACAAUGAAUAUUUCUUCGACAGAAAUCCAGAAUUAUUUCCAUGUAUAUUGGACUUUUACCGGAAUGGAGAAAUGCAUAUUCCUAGAUUUAUAUGUGCAAAGAAAUUGUCGACUGAAUUGAAAUUUUGGGGUUUAAAUGGGUCAUGUUUGUCACACUGCUGCAGAAAGUAUUACUAUGAUUCUCUUGAUGAGAUAUUUGAUUAUGAGGACUUGCAGGAGAUGUUCGAAAGGGUUCCUGAGAAGCUUCACUCUACUGACAGCGAGAGUAAUUUUGGUGAGGAUGAUAUACGUUACAAAAUAUGGUCAUUUUUGAAUAACCCGUCGUCAUCAACAUCUGCGAAGAUUUGGUCUAUUGUGUACAUGACGCUGGUUAUUUUGUCCAUCAUCUGUAUGUUCACCAGUACCCUGUCUGAAUGCAGAGUACAACCAAGAAACACAUUUUUCCAAAGAUACGUACCCAAACAUGUGGCAGAGAACAGCCAUUUUGUCGUCAUUCCACCACGUUUUACGAACUUCUCGGAGCCGUGUGUGGACCAUUGCGAUACCUUACCUACGUACAACAGCAGGGUGUUGUCCUAUUUGAUCACUCAACCUCAUCCUGCUUUGAUAGGGUUUGACAUAUUUUGUUUGAUGUUUUUUACAGUUGAAAUCAUUAUUCGAUUUGUUUUCUGCAGACAGCGGUGGCGCAUGCUCAAAUUGUUUAACACGCUGUGCGACAUCCUGUACCUCAUUCCCGCCUGGGUCAUGUUUGGGAUAGACCUUUACGAUAGGACAUACUGGCAUCGUGUGGAUAGAAUCCGAGCGUUCCUGCUGCUUCAGACUAUGAUGUCUCUCCGAGUUCUUCGAUUAUUUCGUUUUACAAGGCACUAUCAUGGCCUGAAAACGUUGUGGCUUGCAGUGAGAGCGAGCAAACGGGAAUUACUCUUACUUUUCGUUUUCAUGAUAAUGGCGACCGCAUUUUUUGCAACAGUUAUCUUUUGUACCGAAUUUUUUGAGGCAUCGAGUUAUUACAAUAAUAUUUAUAUAGGAAUGUGGUGGUCUUUGAUCACCAUGACAACGGUAGGAUAUGGGGAUUAUUACCCUAACUCUCCUGUGGGAUACUUACUUGCAUGUUUGUGUGCUUUGACUGGAAUCAUUUUAAUGGGAAUGCCUGUUCCACUGAUAGCAAGAAAUUUUCAUUCUUUUUAUGGUUUGCAAUUCUAUCAUACACGUGAAUAUCAGAUUCACCAUGUGAAAUAUGACAAGGAUAAAGACACUGCAAAGCUCGGUAUGAACAGAACACCGGGAGGCACUAUAAUGGGAGCGAGAAUCCUGCAGAAGAAUGGGGGAGGGAGGACAGCACCAAUCCAAAGUCAAAAUGGUGCUGAAUUAAUCAUGCCUAUCGUGAAUGCUGGAGAGGUAAAAAUGGUCAAAUCAGUAAAACCGUACAACGAAUUCUUGCUCAACAAAGUCUAUCCCACAAAGGAGGACUUGGAAAAACAGAGAAAAAGGCGAAUGAGUCUGUAGAGGUCGAAAUAGCCUCAUCAAAAUGGGUGAAUGCAGAAUGAAAGAAACAGAUCUAUAAAAGUUCAUCAUUUGCAGACAGUGACAGAUGGCGUUUUAGAAAGCAUAAAUGGGGGAAGAUUAACUGCCACAUUUUUCUUGUUCAGACCAAUGCUACCAUUAGCCCAGGUGCUAAGCUGAACCUUACGGCAGAAUUGGCUAUUACUGUAUUAUAAUGAUAAUUCUUAAUGAAGCACGAUUUUUGUAAGUUAUAAAAAUUAUUUUUUUUAAAAAUCUC
Ostrea edulis (European flat oyster) is the source of this 2342-nucleotide messenger RNA. RefSeq names its product potassium voltage-gated channel protein Shaw-like. Bases 224 to 2068 code for a protein of 614 amino acids. The record is from RefSeq and is a predicted model, not a curated record. The transcript has 3 exons. Gene Ontology annotation, biological process: protein homooligomerization; potassium ion transmembrane transport. Gene Ontology annotation, molecular function: voltage-gated potassium channel activity; protein binding. NCBI's taxonomy places the organism in Eukaryota, Metazoa, Mollusca, Bivalvia, Ostreida, Ostreidae. Gene Ontology annotation, cellular component: membrane; voltage-gated potassium channel complex.